Molecule: messenger RNA, 1413 nt
Organism: Vombatus ursinus (common wombat)
Lineage: Eukaryota; Metazoa; Chordata; Mammalia; Diprotodontia; Vombatidae
Gene: CBY2
Product: spermatid associated
Exons: 4
Coding region: 1-1413 (470 amino acids)
Source: RefSeq, a predicted model, not a curated record
AUGUCACCUCUAGAAUGUUCUGAGUGUUUUGGAGACCAACUUCUGCGAAGAACCUACACCUGGAAUUUCACUUUGCAUUCCUAUCCCUUUUGGGGGAGAAAAAGAGACACACAGAGAGAGAGUUAUAUGUUCCCCUAUUCUCUUCCACAGCGGGGCUCAGUUGAGCCUUGUCUCCAGAUCCAUAAUUUGUACUCCGUGCCAAGGUGCCCAGUACAGGCCUCCCUGCCAAGACUAAAUCGAAGAACUGUAAGUCAACCCUCAUACCCACUGAACCGACUCUCCUCUGUGCCCAUCUGUGACGCCAUGGAGCAUCCCCCAUCACAGGCGGAGUUGGAGCUGGACUAUAACCUUCCCCGGGUUCAGCUGAGCGAUGAGAUGUUCGUCUUCCAGGACGGGAGAUGGGUGAAUGAGAAUUGCCGCUUGCAAUCCCAGCACUUCUCCCCCGCCUCCUCUUUCCAUCAUAAGCUACAUCACAAGAGGCUGGCCAAGGAAUACAUCCUGCAAGAGGAGAACAAGUCCCUUCGGGAGGCGAACAAGUCCCUUCGGGAGGAGAACAAGUCCCUUCGCGAAGAGAACAAGGCCCUUCGGGAGGACAACAGAGUCCUGAGUAAGGAGAACAAAAUUCUCCAGGCCUUCUGGGAGGAGAACAAGGAAGAGAACAAAGGCGAGCUGGGGAGAGCGGCCGGCGCGGCUUCCUCGGUUCUGAUCCAAAAGGACAACGCAGCCCUCCAGGUCCCGAAGAAGGACAACGCAGCGCUGCAGGCGCCCAGGAAGGAAAGCGCCACUCUGCAGUUUCUCCGGGAGGAAAAUCGGGCACUCCAGCUACUUUUGGAGCAAAGAGAGGCCCAUUGGCCCCAUCCGGAGCAAAAGACACGUCCCCAUGAGGAAUCUAAGGGCCUCCCAAGCCCUCAGGACGGCGUCCACAGCGCUUCAAGGCAGUCGGGGGAGAGCACCAUCCCUCCGUGCGAAGAACCCAAAGGGCCUGCGACCCUUCACGAGGCCAGUAAAGCCCUUCAGUCCCUCCGGGAGAUGGUCAACAACCUGUCCAUCCCUCUCGAGGACGUCAAGGCAGUGCCAGGCCUCCAGGAAGAGGCGCAGUCUCUGCAGGUUCUUCGGGAAAUGAACCAAGCCCUGCAAGCCCUGCGGGAGGAGAACCAGAGCCUGCGCGCCCUGCGAGAGGAGAACCGGAUCCUUCACGAGGAGAACCGGGCCCUCGAGCUCCUGAGAGAGGAGCACUGGGCCUGCCAGGAGGAGAACAAGGUCCUGUGGGAGAACAAUAAGCUGAAGCUGCAGCAGCAGCUGGUGAUCGAAACGGUGACGGAAAUCACCGCGAGAAUGAGGAUGCUGCUGGAAGAGUUAUAUGGCCACAUGCCCCCCAAGAACAAGGAGCCGAAGAAGCCCGGCAGGGUCUGA